Messenger RNA from Coregonus clupeaformis (lake whitefish), 1390 nucleotides. RefSeq names its product N-terminal asparagine amidase (gene ntan1). Bases 255 to 1181 code for a protein of 308 amino acids. The transcript has 10 exons. Gene Ontology annotation, cellular component: nucleus. Gene Ontology annotation, biological process: ubiquitin-dependent protein catabolic process. NCBI's taxonomy places the organism in Eukaryota, Metazoa, Chordata, Actinopteri, Salmoniformes, Salmonidae. The record is from RefSeq and is a predicted model, not a curated record. Gene Ontology annotation, molecular function: protein-N-terminal asparagine amidohydrolase activity.
UGGGAAUUCUGUGUAGCGUACGUUUCACAUUUUCUAGUGUUCAUGCGCUAAUAAUAUUCCUGUACAGUUGGUGGCAGUAAUUCAUAUUGUGGCAGUAAGUGACAUUCUUGAGGAGAAAGCCUACCAAAGAAGAAGAAAAUGGAUCCAGGAAGUGAAAGCUAGCUAGCCGUCUGUCUUGUGUAAUAUGUCUAGUUUUCAUGUUUCGCGACGAUAAAUAUUUCAUUAUAUUAGGUAGAUUUAGAUUAUAGGAAGAAAUGCCUCUGCUAAUACAAAAUAGAAGAAUCGAACGACCAGGUUCGACAGUCGAUUUGUUCGCCAGAUAUCCGCAUUUACAGGAAAACGCCCGAGUAUUUAGGUCCAAGACGAUUGUAGAUGUCGACCCAAAGUGCCUCCUAUACAUACAGCAAAGAGAGUUUGCAGCCACAACACCAGCGGACAACUCUGUCGCUGUCCUUGGUUCUGAUGAUGCAACCACCUGCCACCUAGUUCUGGUGCGACACACAGGAAGCGGAGCUGCUUGCCUUGCUCACUGUGAUGGCUCCAGCACGUGGAGUGAGGUUCCCCUCAUCGUCAAAGCUGUCACAUCUCUGAGCAAGGACCCUGCCAAGGAGGGCAGGCUGGAGCUCCACCUCGUUGGAGGAUUUGAUGAUGAGUCAAAGACGUCCCACAAACUCAGCCUUAGCCUAUUGUCGGCCUUCCAGAGACAGAAAGAGGAUAUUCACCUAGAGACCUGCUGCAUCACAGAGAUGAAUGACAGCUUAGUGGACGGAGCGCACAGACCAGUGGUGUAUGGAAUAGGUAUAAAUAUGAAAACAGGGGAGGUGUUCCCUGCCUCGUUCCCUUACAAAGGACCCGCGGAGGAGCUGCGAUCUGCACGGACCUUCACUGGGGGCCAGAUGGCUGAUAUAUAUGACUCGAGCAAAGGAGAAGUGAAGAUAGGCCCAUGUAAGUGGUCCCCGAAUCUGGAUAUUUCCUUCUGGCUGUCGCAAGACGAUGACACCAUCUUAAAGUACCUAUCCACGUCCCCUAUGGCUGAGCCUCCGCACUUUGUCCAGCACAUCAAGUCCACCAUCCAGUUCCUCCUGGAGCACCCCAGUUCAGAUAGCGUCUUCCCUGGAGGACAGCCCCAGCAGUACCGCAGGACAGAGCAAGGGGACUGGGAGAACGUUAACCAGACAUAAAAGGCUUGAGUCUCUUCUCCAACGCACUUUACUUUGACUUUCCAUGGAAUCUGCCCGGAAAUGAAAUCACUCCUUAACUUCUGGAAGAAAGACACUGUGACCCUCCUCCUUAUGCCAUUGUGGGCGGCACAUCUGUUAUUGUUAUUGUUUGUUUGACUCGGUACCGGUACCCCUUGUAUAUAGCCUUGUUAUUGUUAUUUUAUUGUUGC